Molecule: messenger RNA, 2647 nt
Organism: Acanthopagrus latus (yellowfin seabream)
Lineage: Eukaryota; Metazoa; Chordata; Actinopteri; Spariformes; Sparidae
Product: photoreceptor-specific nuclear receptor-like
Exons: 11
Coding region: 969-2306 (445 amino acids)
Biological process (GO): anatomical structure development; positive regulation of transcription by RNA polymerase II; negative regulation of transcription by RNA polymerase II
Molecular function (GO): nuclear receptor activity; RNA polymerase II cis-regulatory region sequence-specific DNA binding; zinc ion binding
Source: RefSeq, a predicted model, not a curated record
UCGGCGGUAAUCCCAGCUGCCCAUAGGCCUGACCCUACGCACUCCCACCCACCUCCUCCCAAACCAACACCCCCCUCGCCCCGAAAAAUCUUAACGAACCCACUGAGCUGUGCGGCCAAAGAGCUGCUUUACACUGGGGCGCUAAUCUAAAGUCAUCUGAACUAAUCCCCAGCAGCAGCAGAAGAAGCAGCAGCAGUGGUCAAGACACUCGUUGGUUGGAGAUGAGUGAUGUGGAAGAUGAAGAUCUGCUGCCAGAGCUUUCCACCUGACAGACCUGACUCACAGAUACCGAAGAGGAGUGCUGACUGAUGGAUGCCCUCGUGGACAGAGGAGACGCGAGAAGACAGAGCUGGAUAGGAACUGGUCUAAAGUUACAACUCUUCUGCUAAAGAGCUGCAGUUUUAGAAGUCAUCGCUGUUGUCUUUGUUUUUCUUCCUCUUUUUUUUUUGUUUGUGAUGACGAUCCGAGUCCGAGCAGCACCAAUGUUCCGUCAAUGUGACUGAUUGAUCCAGUAGAUGAACAGUAAAGAUUAAGAGGAUGACAAAUGAGCAUGCUGCUUACACAGCGCGUGGGGCUAAUCCUAACCCCUCCACCCCCCCGGGGCUCCCUUUUGAGGAGCUGCCACCGAGAAGUACCCACAGACAGUGACAGAGGGAGGACACACAACCUGUUGACUUGCAACAAGUGGGAGCUCGAGCUCAUGACAGGACCCCAACCCAUCUGCAUCUCCACACAGUAGAGGAUCUGCAGGGAACUCGACCUACCAUCUGCCCACUGGGGACCACUGGAGGCCUGACAGUGACACACUUCUGUCCUUUCGUGAAAGGAACUUGAACUUUUUGUCUGUCAUCCGUGGACAAUAUAUCUUAAAAUAUUUAAAACUCCAGAGAAGAGGACUAACAAUUUGAAAAACAAAGUUUGAUCAAUCUUCAUUCAUCACCACUCCGGGGGACAUUUUUGUUCCAAAUAUGAUGGAGGAUCACCUGUCGAAGAUCCCCAUGAUCAUGUCGUCCGCUUCCCCCACUGAGUCCUCUGGGAGCGGCGGGACUGACGACAACAGAGGAGCCAAGAGUCCGGCCCCGGGGAAAGCUCUGAGCCCAGCUCUGGUCUGCAAAGUGUGCGGAGACACCAGCAGCGGGAAACACUACGGCAUCUACGCCUGCAACGGCUGCAGUGGCUUCUUCAAACGCAGCGUGAGGAGGAGGCUCAUUUACAGGUGCCAGGCCGGUACAGGCAUGUGUCCAGUAGACAAAGCUCAUCGCAACCAGUGCCAGGCGUGUCGGCUGAUGAAGUGCUUGCAGGCAGGCAUGAAUAAAGAUGCGGUGCAGAACGAACGUCAGCCUCGCAGCACAGCUCAGGUCCGUCUGGACUCCAUUGACGUGGACCCUGAGAAGGAGCACCUGGCCACUACACGAGAGCCCACCUCCUCUUCCUCAUUGUCUUCUUCCUCUUCCUCCUCCUCCUCCUCCUCCUCCUCCUCUUCCUCCUCCUCCACUGCGUCUGUCAUCACAUGGCCACACAUCACCUCCUCCAUGUCUAUCACCUCCUCGGUCACCCCCCAGUGCUGCGUCAGUCCCCAGAACAACCACCGCUUCAUGGCCAGCCUCAUGACAGCCGAGACCUGUGCCAAGCUGGAGCCCGAGGACGUUGACGAGAACAUCGACGUGACCAGCAAUGAGCCGGAGCCAGCGUCCUCAGAGUACCACAUGGCUCUGUACCCGUCCAGCUCUGAAAAUGUCUACGAGACCUCGGCGAGGCUGCUCUUCAUGUCAGUGAAGUGGACCAAAAACCUGCCGGUGUUUUCCAACCUGCCCUUCAGAGACCAGGUGAUCCUGCUGGAGGAGGCGUGGAGUGAGCUCUUCCUGCUCUGUGCCAUCCAGUGGUCUCUGCCCCUGGACAGCUGCCCGCUGCUCUCUCUGCCCGACCUCUGCCCCGGCAUGCAGGGCAAAACCAGCUACACCAGCCUGGACCUGCGCCUCCUGCAGGAAGUCUUCAGCCGCUUCAAGGCGCUCGCCGUAGAUCCCACAGAAUUCGCCUGCCUCAAGGCCAUCGUGCUCUUCAAGCCAGAGACUCGUGGUUUGAAAGAUCCAGAACAAGGAGAGAACCUGCAGGAUCAGUCUCAAGUGAUGCUGGGACAGCACAUCCGUUCACACUAUCCCAAUCAGCCGGCCAGGUUCGGAAAGCUGCUUCUUCUUCUACCCUCUCUGCGUUUCGUGAAUUCAGAGCGGAUCGAGCUGCUGUUCUUCCACAGGACCAUCGGAAACACUCCCAUGGAGAAACUGUUGUGUGACAUGUUCAAAAACUGAAACCAUCAUGCAGUCGUCAAUGUUCUCCAGGUUCGGAGAGGUGAUAUUUGACAGAUAUUUGCUUUGUACUUCUGUAUACAUAUCAGAGAUUCUGCUGUGCGUGUUAUUUUUGUAAAAAGCCACUUUAUUAUUUGUUCUCAUCUGUUCUCAUCAUCAUGCUUGCUGUCUAUUUGUAUCAUAUUUAGACUUUUGUUUUGUGUCUGAGGUGAUUUACAGUCACAUUUCAUCCUUCAGCAUUUCAUUAUUUUUGUGUUUUUUUGUGACAGUGCAGAUCUUUUAUUGGUGAUAGAUGGACUGUAUAUCCCUGCUGUCAUUAAUGUGACUGUUUUAUUCAUGUUAUC